This is a messenger RNA of Dermacentor albipictus, 1979 nucleotides long. Lineage: Eukaryota; Metazoa; Arthropoda; Arachnida; Ixodida; Ixodidae. The record is from RefSeq and is a predicted model, not a curated record.
AAGAGGAGGGACCACAAGAAGAAGCGGCAGCACCAAACGAAGGCCAGUCACCACGGUCCCAGACAUGGCCGGGGCAACCAGGAGUCGGACGAAACGACUGUCCUUCUCGAUGUCAACCCAUUGGUCGACGAAAUUAAUCCGAAGUCCACCACUACGGCGUGCCUCGUAAUCAUGUCGUGGUUAUGGCACGUAAAACUCCAGAAUCCUUCAUUAGUUUAUCGUUUCUUUCCGGGUGUACCCUCCAAGAUGCAGGCGCGCUCGUAAACGUUGACUACUGCGCGAGGGAUACUCGAUGCAACAAAGUUCGGAGGACGCUUAAGCUUCGCCUUUGAGGGUUGAACGCGGUAGCAUUCUGUGAUGUGUCAAGUGCGCGAGUGCCGUGAUCGGAGUGGGUCAGCCAUGCGAAGACGACGACGAGACGCUGCAGUGGUUGCACGAGCGCGCCGAAGAAAUAAUUCGAACAGAAGGAACAACAACAAGCCAGCAGAGAAACAGGCGGCACGUAGAACAGCAAGCCCGCGUGGAGGGAGGAGCUCGCCAGUGCACCAGGGGCAGAAGUCAAGUCGUCGGGCGUCAGGACCGUACUUCGUGCCUUCUACUGGACCAGGCCGACCUUCCAGAGGCGUGGUCACCGCGUUUUCCCGAUCGCACACCGGAAGGCGCCGAUCGACGUGGGAGAAAUGAAGCCCAUGCUCCGGGAGCAGAGGUGAAGCCAUUGGACUUUGGUGUCCGGCGUCAACAUCUCCACGGUGCCAAGAGCCAUGUUCCCAACGGGGCAACCGGACUUACUCCUGCAUCACUGGAUCCCGGUGGUUCGCCUAAGGGUGACCAGGAUUUUUCUUCACCAGUACGAGCACCGCUUCUAUGCUCCGAGCGCUGCCUCCGUCGCCACCCCUAGUUCAUCUCGCAGCUGCACUGCAGAUCAUGAAACUGUUCGCUACCCUUUGCUCAUGCUGAAUCUGGUGCUGUGGUUCCUGGGCCUGCUGCUGUUUGUGACCGGAAUGUCGCUCUACGUCUACUCGUUUGCUGGAGAGGAUGGCACUGACAUACUGAGCUCCAUCGACAGUACGAGCGCCAUCUUUACGCGCGUCGAGAUCAUUGUGUCGCUCGGGGGCAUGUCGCUGUUCGUCGUCUCCUUCUGCGGCUGCGUGGGCGCCCUACGGGAGAACCGCUUCCUGCUGCAGCUCUACUCGCACGCCCUGACCGCCUUGAUCGCGGUGAGCGUCGUCUUUGCCGUCGUCGUCUUCUACGUGCCCGGCGGCAUGAGGAAGGUCCUCCAGAGCACGCUGUCGGAGUCGUUGGUCGUCCACUACCGCGACAGCGUGGACACGGAGCAGUUGGUGGACGCACUGCAACGCGGCUUGAAGUGCUGUGGCGUGAGCCACGAGAACUUCAGGGACUGGAACCGCAACAUGUACUUCAACUGCACGUUCCAAAACCCGAGUUACGAGCGCUGCUCGGUACCGCACUCAUGCUGCAGGAAGAACGAUUCGUUGACGUCAGGCGACGUGGCAGCGAGCCGGUACUGUGGCAAAAACGUGCUCAACAUGACUGACAGUGACGCCUGGCACAAGGUGAACAUCGAUAGUUGCAGGGACGCGGUCCACCGGUUCAUCAGGGACAACGUGAUCAUGAUCGGCGGCGGCUGCGUGGUGAUCGUCAUUCUGCUCUCAUUCAUCGACAUGAUCACCAACACGGUCAUCGACGAGAUCGACGUCAUCCGAUCGAUUUACGACAACAUCCACGCAGCCGCCUCACCAUAGCGGCCGCGUUCAAACUUCUGAACCGACGUUACAGAAGAAGAAAGAACGCUUUUGUAGCACAGGCACGUAGGAAUUGGCGCCGAAUUUCAAGAGUGUUUUCGCGUACACUGAUAUUGACACGCACGCCUGCUCAAGCGCAGCGGUUUUUAAGCUUUUGACGUAGACCUGAAGGUCACUCCGCUUCCACAAAUAAAUCAAGAUUAGUUGUGCUGUUGG